UUCAUUCUGCGCUCGCUCGCUCGCUCGUCCGUCGUGCUCGCCGUCUGUGCACUGCUGCUGCUGCUUCUGCUGCGUCUGAGUCUUCGUCUUCGUGGGGCUGAGAAGGGCGACGAGGUCUGAGUGGCUCUGUCGGCCUCUGAGUGUGCCUGUGCCUGUGCCUGUCGUCAGUCGGUCAGAGAGGAAAGAGCACCCUACGACGACGACGACGACUCGAUCGCUCGGUUUGUUGUUUGUGCCUUGCUUCGUUCCUUUGGUUUUGCAGGUGCAGUUGCGCUUCUUCGUCGUCCCGCUGUUGAUGUUGUCGUUGCCAUCUCUGGGUGCUCCCUUUCGAAGCAGUGGGCGGAGGGCUCGACUGUCAGUGUUGGUGUUGGUGUGAUCAUUUGUUUCGACGUGGGGAAGGAAGAGAGGCGGGGAAGUAGUCGGGGUUGCGAGGCCUAGGCUCGGUGGUGGUGGUGGGAGUGGGAGAACGAGUCCACGAUUGGGUUCAUCGGGUUUCAUUCCAGCGCGUGGUGGUGGUCGGCGGAUUCCGUGUCUUACUUUGGUUUGGGGUUUCUCUUCCACAGAGAGGAGUUUAGAGGAGAAGGUUGCCGUCAUCGCGCGAGUUUAGAGAGGGUUGAUAUCAGUGGAUGAAGGGUUUGGCGAAGUGGUGAAGGGUAGUAAUUGUUAGGAGGAGGCGUCUUCGCUGGAUUCGAGAAGAAGAUUCGAUAGGGUUGGCGAGGAGAUUGUGGAAGAGUGGAUCGUGGAGUGAGGAGUUACCUGAUCGUUGCAUUUAGCGAUUUCCGGUUGUUCUCGUUUCGGUUACUGUCUUGGGCUUCAGUUCUCGUGACAGUAGCAUCCGACAGUUGCUACGGUGUGACACAUAAGUGGUCUGUGGAUCUGCGGGUCGAAGCUGUAUGAACUGAAGGGAAGUGGACAAUGGCUGAGAGAGCGUGCGUGCAGAGACUUCAGAAAGAGUUCAGGUCUUUGUGCAAGGAACCUGCUCCACAUAUUCUGGCACGGCCACUUCCUACGGAUAUUUUGGAAUGGCAUUAUGUUUUGGAGGGCAGUGAGGGAACUCCAUUUGAAGGUGGUGUUUACCAUGGCAAAGUCAAGUUCCCACCCGAGUACCCUUACAAACCUCCCGGCAUCAGUAUGAUUACACCAAAUGGACGAUUUGCCACACACAAGAGAAUCUGCAUGUCCAUGAGUGACUUCCAUCCAGAGACCUGGAAUCCAAUGUGGUCCGUUUCGAGUAUCCUCACAGGUCUUCUGUCCUUUAUGAUGGAUAAUACUCCGACGACUGGAAGCGUGUCCACCACCAAUGAGGAGAAGCAGCGACUUGCACGGGCUUCUUUGGCAUACAACUGCAAGAGUGCCGUUUUUCGCAAAAUGUUUCCAGAGUAUGUCGAGAAGCACGCCGAGAGGCAGAGAGCUGCAGAACUAGUUGCAGAGCAGGUACAAAAACAAGAUGAGUCUCCUCUUCAAGAGAAGCCUGCAUCACGAGUGGCACCUGCUCAAAAUGGGAAUGGAACAGAUGUUCAGGUGCAAGCAUGGAAACAAAUCUCGUAAGAUAUUACCUUGGGCAUGGUGUGGACAAGGGACUUUUCAACUCAUGAACCACUUUGCCAGAACACAUCUUUUUUGGUCUGAGAAACCACAACGAGCUGUGAAUACAGGGACAUCGCGGCACUCAAAUGCACUCAACCUCCCAAAGAACGAAAGUGAAAAUUAUGAAAGAGCUACGUGUGACAUCGAACUAUAAUUUGUCAAAAUCAGAAUAUACUUCUAAAGUUAUCAUUAUUAUCGAAUCUAGAAGUGCAUUGACUCAUCGACACAGUCUAAUACACUCAAAACAUAUUAGUUUUAUCAUAUUCUCAUAGAUAGACUGUACUUUUCAUUGUCUCUUAACGUUAAUAACACAAUACUAAAAUAUGGUCGAUAUGUGCAAAAACAGUUACACCAAGUAUCGGUUGUGGGAGCAAUAUUAUCUAGAGAGGCAACUAUGUUUAUCAUUUUCACACGCAUACAUCUUGCCUGCUUUCAUGAAACCAUGUUCUCAAAUAACGACUGCUGGUAUUUCAGAUAUGAGUACUUGCAACUACAAAAAUUUAUUUAACUUAGCUUCACAUUCAAAUUAGAGUCUUAGGCUAUUUGAGUUUUAC
This is a messenger RNA of Marchantia polymorpha subsp. ruderalis, 2141 nucleotides long. The record is from the annotation of a GenBank genome assembly. Lineage: Eukaryota; Viridiplantae; Streptophyta; Marchantiopsida; Marchantiales; Marchantiaceae.